This is a messenger RNA of Capsella rubella, 1092 nucleotides long. RefSeq lists its product as uncharacterized. The coding region runs from base 293 to 1039 and encodes 248 amino acids. Lineage: Eukaryota; Viridiplantae; Streptophyta; Magnoliopsida; Brassicales; Brassicaceae. The record is from RefSeq and is a predicted model, not a curated record. The transcript is spliced from 2 exons.
AUAUCAGAUAUUUAUUUAGUUGUUGGGUAAAACGUUUGUAAUGCAAGUUUUAAUAGAUGUAAAAAAAAAUCAAAAUUAUAUUUGCUAUAUGGAUAAAGUAAAUGAAAAUCUAGGGACACCGAGCAGCUUCUAAGCUUUUCUAGUCAUUCUAAGCCCGCCACGUCACUACCGACGAGGCAUGACACUGAGACGUGUCAACGCAGACUAAUUAUAAAAGUAAUCGCUACUCCACAAAAUACAAACUUUCCUAAUCAGCGAACAAAACGCAGAAAACAAUUGUGAAGAAAGCUAUAUGAUGAUGAUGCAAUCUCGAUUAUUCGCGUUUGCCUCAGCGUCGCGUUCUCGUGUUCGACCACUUGCUCAAAGGUGUUUAGCGUUUGGAUCUUCAACGUCUGGCCGCACUGCUGAUCCGGAGAUCCAUUCCGGUAACGAUGGAGCUGAUCCAGCUAUUUAUCCCACAGACCCCGAAGGUAUGGAUGAUGUUGCAAACCCUAAGACAGCGGCGGAAGAAAUCGUUGACGAUACUCCACGACCGAGUUUAGAAGAGCAACCGCUUGUACCGCCAAAAUCACCACGCGCCACCGCACAUAAGCUAGAGAGUACUCCCGUUGGUCACCCGUCAGAACCUCAUUUCCAACAGAGACGAAAAAGCUCAACCGCCUCACCGCCGUCGCUUGAUUCCGUAAGCUGUGCCGGUUUAGACGGCUCACCGUGGCCGAGGAACGAAGGAGAAGCGGAGGAGCAGAGGCGGAGAGAGGAUGAGACAGAGACCGACCAAGAGUAUUACAAACACCACAAAGCUUCUCCGUUGUCGGAGAUUGAAUUCGCCGAUACUCGUAAACCUAUAACGCAAGCCACGGAUGGAACGGCGUACCCGGCUGGGAAAGACGUCAUCGGAUGGAUGCCGGAGCAGCUAGACACGGCGGAAGAGUCUUUGAUGAAAGCAACAAUGAUAUUCAAACGCAACGCGGAACGAGGCGAUCCUGAAACGUUUCCUCACUCUAGAGUCUUAAGAGAGAUGAGAGGCGAGUGGUUUUAAAACUAAAGACACAAUCAUUGUUAUAAGUGUCUGAAUAAAACUUCUUUCAAUUA